AUGGCUUUUCCCUUUAAACAUGUCUUGAUGGUCGGAGCCACUGCCGGCAUUGGCGCAGCAAUGGCAGACCGACUGGUUGCCGAGGGGGUCAAAGUCAUUGCUGCCGGCCGUAGACAGGAUCGACUCGAUGCAUUUGUGCGAAAGCAUGGCUCGGAUAAAGCCAGCGCGGCCCGGUUUGACCUCAGCGACAGCAAAAACAUGGAUACUUUUGUAUCCGACGUCACCAAGACCUACCCAGACCUAGACUGUGUCUUCCUCAAUGCUGGUGUCCAAAGUGUUUUCAAUCUCACCGAGCCAGAGACAUUCAACCCGUCUACUUUUCAUUCUGAGAUUUUGGUCAAUUUCUCAUCCUUUGUUGACCUCACGUUGAAGUUGUUGCCGUUCUUGAAGAACAAAAACUCUGAGACUGGCUUGAUUUACACCGGAUCCAAUCUGGCAAUCGUACCAGCUGCGAAUCUACCGGCAUACUCAGCGUCAAAGGCGGCUUUGAAUGCUUUUGUUCUCUGCCUACGGGAGCAGCUGAGAGACACGUCGGUGAAAGUGAUUGAGCUUUCUCCUCCACCAGUUCAAACCGAGUUACACGACUAUAUGGGCGAAGAGAAAGGACGAAAUCUCGGUAUGCCCGUUGACAAGUUCACCGAUAUCGCGUACAAGGGUCUGGUUUCGGGAAGAGAUCAGAUCAUCAUCGGCGCAGUCGGGCCCGAAGAGACAUUCCACGAAAUUGUUGAUAAGAGGAGGACUGCGUUCGAGAAUUUGGCAAAGAUAAUGCGAGUCCCUCAGAUGUGA
Molecule: messenger RNA, 786 nt
Organism: Exophiala spinifera
Lineage: Eukaryota; Fungi; Ascomycota; Eurotiomycetes; Chaetothyriales; Herpotrichiellaceae
Exons: 3
Coding region: 1-786 (261 amino acids)
Molecular function (GO): oxidoreductase activity
Source: RefSeq, a predicted model, not a curated record